AUGCUUUCUACACCAGGCCAGGAGUCAGUAUUUCAGCGCCGUUGGCCGGCGGUAAACGAUGUCGUGCGGCGUUUCCUUAAUAUGGAACCCGUUCCCCCUGCCGAAUGGGUUAAGCUAUUUGAGGACGUUUAUUCCAUAAUUUCUUGGGAAGAGUCGGCUCGUGACGAAAUGCUCAAGUCCUUGACAGAAUCUAUCAAAAGCGCAAUCACGCGAUCACAGCAGCGUGUUAUGCAGAGCCAAGAUGAGUCGUCUUUGUUGAAGGCAUACAUUCGCGAGUGGUCUGUGUUCUCGAAAAAUAGCGACAACCUUCCUAAUCCGUUCGCUCCACUCGAGAAUUGUCUUGGCGGUAAACACAAUCUGAGCGGUCCAAGCAAAAAAAAAUUAAAGUACAGCAUUGUGCGCAAGUGCAUGUUGGAUACUUGGGAUGUGACAAUUUUUGAGGGUAUCAAGCAGAAACUUGAAGAUAGCGCAAUGAAGUUGGUGCAGGAUGAACGCGAAGGCGCAAUAAUCAAUUCGGCUUUAGUUAUCGGCGUAAGAGAAUCCUGUGUAAAUUUGUCCACUACGUCAACCACAAAAGCCUGGAGCUACGUCGAGCACUUUGAGGCUGCCUACGUGAAGAGCAUGGAAAAUUUUUAUCGACCGCGUACCAGCCAGUUCAUCUCUCAACACGGAAUUCGCAAAUACCUGGGAUACGCAGAAGAGAAGUUAGCGGAGGAGGAAGCGCGCGCCAAGCUGUACCUCGACAGCGGUCCCAACUUCAAGUCAAUCGAGACCCUCAUGGACGCGUGUGUGCAGGUUUUUGUCGUCCACUUUCUGGAUGAUAUCUUGGCGGAGUUCCCGAAACUCCUGGCUGAAGACGAUAGGCUUCAACUGCGCCAGACCUACGAGCUUAUCAGGCGAGUGAAGGAGGCCAAAGACGCUAACCCGCUGUUGCCGUAUCUUGAGGAAUUCAUCUGGCACGCGGGCAGCAGCGAGCUGCGCGACAACGCGGAGGUCAUAUUUAAGGACGCCGAUCGCUACGUGAGCACACUGAUGGACCUCUUCAAUCGAUUCUCCUCCAUAAUCGAGGAGUCCUUCCACAACGACCCCUCCUUCCUCACCAUACGCGACAAGGCCUACCAACGGCUGGUCAACGAUACGUCCUUUUUCUCCGUCAAAAUGCCCGAUUCCGUCCGAGGAGCGGUGAAGCGACUGGAGUCCCGGUGCCCCAACCUGCUGGCCGCAUUUUGCGACAUGUUGCUGCGUAAGUCGCCCACCAGCCGCCGCCUCUCGUCUGACGAGAUAAUGACGCGUCUGAAGAAGAUCCUGCUCGUCCUGAAGUACGUCAACUCCAAGGACUUGUUUAUGGAGGCCCACAAGGCCCACCUGAUGCGUCGCCUCAUCCUCGAGACGUCCGCGGACAGCGAGUUGGAGGAGCUUAUGGUGGAGAAGUUGAGGGAGGUGGGAAUGCCGGCGGAGUUGGUGAAUCGCCUGGUGCGCAUGUUCCAGGACAUCAAGGUGUCCCACGACCUCACCCACGAAUUCCACGAGAAGACCAAGAACAACAACCUCGCUGCGGGCGCCGACUCCUUGUCUGGCUUCCUCUCCUCCGAGAUGAUCAGCAUCAAGAUCCUCAGCAGUGGCACGUGGCUUCCCAGGACCCUUCCAAAGGUCUCGAUGGCACUGCCUCCUGAGCUGGAAGACUUCAUCCCACAGAUUGAGGACUUCUACAAGCAGAAGCAUCAAGGUCGUCAGUUGAUUUGGCAGCACCACCUGUCGCACGGACUCGUUAUUUACUCUCCGCCCCAACCAACCAAUCACAUGGAAGCAAACGGGCAGCCUCCUCACGUGGAAUUGGAGAUGACAACCUUGCAGAUUGUCGUUCUCUACGCCUGGCGACACCGCGAUUUCGACCAGCGUCUUCGACUUGAUAGUCUACUCACGGCCACCGGUUUGUCGGAUUUGGAGCUGCGAAAAACGUUGUGGUCGCUGUCAGAACGUCCAAAGAUGGAACAGCAGAUUAUUCUCUAUUCCCCGGAAGUCGCCUCGGAAAAGGACUUCACAAACGAGACGGAAUUUUGGAUUAAUCCUUCAUUUGGUGUGUGCCGAUCUGGUCGGCCGCCAAAUCGUCGUCGCGUGAACAUGAUUGGUCGGCUUCAAUUAACGCAGACGGGCUGUGAAGAGGAGAGUCUGGCGAUAGUGCAACUGCGCCAGCUGCGUGUCCAGGAAGCCGUUGUCAGGGUGAUGAAAAUCAGGAAACGGCUCCCAUUCAUAGAGGUCUACCAGCAGGUGAUUUGCCUGCUGAAAGACCAAUUCAUUCCCUCCAAGAAGAUGCUAAAAGAGGUCCUCGAGUGGCUCAUUGAACGCCGUUAUAUCGAACGCGACAGCCAACAGAUCGAUACCUUUGUUUACGUUUCCUAA
Molecule: messenger RNA, 2400 nt
Organism: Mesocestoides corti
Lineage: Eukaryota; Metazoa; Platyhelminthes; Cestoda; Cyclophyllidea; Mesocestoididae
Source: the annotation of a GenBank genome assembly